AGGGCGCUGUGUGCAGCUUGAAGCUCGGCGCGUGUUUCUUCCACAGCUACAGAGCAGACAACAUGGCGGCGUCCAGGAGGCGCAACGUGAAGAAGAGCGACGCCGAAAACAGCCAGAUUUCAUUUAAACAGGUCAUAAACACUAAAACAGAGCUCGUUUUACAAAGCAGGAAACAUGCGAACAGCGUGUUCGAUCUGCUGGAGUACUUACAGUCCGAAAAAGAGAGAGAAGUCGUUUUUGCAGUCAACGCCUGUCAGAAUUUAUUCUGCGAGUUAAUAGAGAGAGGAGAGCUUUAUGUUGGUGAGCUGCCGAAAGAAGAAGAGAUUCUCCAAGGUGAGCGAGAUGCCGAUGAAAAGUACCACAUAUUUAUAAGGCACCGUUAUAAUAGCUGUGUGGAGCUGCUGCUGGAGAACAUGGGCCAUGAAUCUUACCAAGUAACGGAGAGCGCACUGUGUGCCUUAAUGAAGCUGGCAGCAGCCGAGGGGAAGCAUCCUCUGCAGAAACAAGACUGGAGUCAGCAUUACAAUUUUCCCAGAGAGCUUAUAUCCGGUCUGGUGUGGGUUCUGCUCUCGGAGAAAAAGGACAUGGCUCUGCUUAUCUCCAGGUUUCAGGAGUUUUUAGAAAUGGAUGACGUGCGCUACUAUGUCAUGAAUUCGGUGCGAGACAAUAUACAUAGAGUGAUGGACCGAAACAAACGGGCCGAGAUGCCGGUGUACCAAAACAACGUAUUCACGAUGCUCACGACCAUCACCGUGCCAAGCCAGGGCACAGAAAUCACCAACUUCCUGACCAAGCAGGAGGCUAAAUAUGAAGACUGGAAGGCGGCUAAAUUAAAAGAGCACAAGCGAGCAUUUGAGCUAAUGUGGCUGACCUUCCUGAAGUACAAGUUACCAUUGAGCAUGUAUAAAAAGGUGCUGGUCAUCCUGCAUGACUCUAUUCUGCCCCACAUGGGCGACCCCACGCUGAUGAUCGACUUCCUGACUGCGGCGUAUAACGUCGGCGGUGCCAUCAGUUUACUGGCUCUGAACGGCCUUUUCGUCCUCAUCCACGAGCACAAUCUAGAUUAUCCUGAUUUUUACAAGAAGCUGUACAACCUGCUGGAGCCUUCUGUCUUCCAUGUGAAGUACAGAGCACGAUUCUUCCACCUAACCAACAUCUUCCUGUCCUCGAGCCAUCUACCGGUUUACCUCGUAGCAGCGUUUAUCAAGCGAUUGUCUCGGCUCGCCCUGACCGCUCCUCCGACCGGCUUGCUCAUAGUGCUGCCCUUUAUUUGUAACCUGAUUCGCAGACACCCAUCGUGCAGAGUCCUCAUCCACAGACCCAGUGCUGCCGAGGAAAUGUGCACAGAUCCAUAUGUGAUGGAGGAGGAGGACCCUGCCAAGUGCUAUGCCCUGGAAAGCAGUCUGUGGGAAAUUAAGACACUGCAGAAUCAUUACCACCCAGAUGUCUCUAAAGCAGCCAAAGCAAUAAACCAAGCUCUACCCGAGCCCGAGGAUGAUAUCAGCGAGCUGCUCGAACUGUCCACGUUUGAGCUGAUGGAACGAGAUCUGAAGAGACAAAGCCAGUCUGUGCCACUUGAGUUCGAUUCAGCCACCGGUUUGCUUCAGAGUCCCAGAGAAGUGCUGGGCCUCCAUUUCUCUCUGGAGUAGCUGCUGAUACUGUAUAAAGGAUCUAAUACCUUUUUU
This is a messenger RNA of Tachysurus fulvidraco (yellow catfish), 1685 nucleotides long. It is a transcript of the gene noc4l, whose product is annotated as nucleolar complex associated 4 homolog. NCBI's taxonomy places the organism in Eukaryota, Metazoa, Chordata, Actinopteri, Siluriformes, Bagridae. Gene Ontology annotation, biological process: ribosome biogenesis. The coding region runs from base 63 to 1649 and encodes 528 amino acids. The transcript is spliced from 15 exons. The record is from RefSeq and is a predicted model, not a curated record. Gene Ontology annotation, cellular component: nucleolus; small-subunit processome; Noc4p-Nop14p complex.